Molecule: messenger RNA, 1601 nt
Organism: Daphnia carinata
Lineage: Eukaryota; Metazoa; Arthropoda; Branchiopoda; Diplostraca; Daphniidae
Product: stomatin-like protein 1
Exons: 4
Coding region: 155-1363 (402 amino acids)
Cellular component (GO): plasma membrane
Source: RefSeq, a predicted model, not a curated record
UGUCAACAAAUAGAAUGAAUCGAAGUGAUUUGUUCAAGCACGUAAACGCCAAACCCGAUUUUUUUGUAACUGAUAUCUUGACGAUACUUUGCCUGAACAUUUUGUGUUUACCUGAUUGUGUUACCUAGACAUAAUAAGGAGCAUCUCAGUUACCAUGUCCAUUUUGUCCGAAAAAUCGUAUUUCACGUAUUCUACUGUCCCUCAAGAUGACCGAAAUGUCGAAUCUGGCUACAAAACGGCCUUUGAUUACAAAUCAAUAUUCUCUUAUGAUAGCGCUUUUAAAGACCAGGAUGGAACUGGUCAAAAUAGUGCUGCUGGCGAAAAAUGUUCGGAAACCAUCACUUCAGAAGGAUUAUCUGAAAAAGUCAUUGCCAUUCUUGCUUUGGGUUUUAGUUAUCUUCUGAUAUUUUUUACUUUACCAGUUACUGUCUGGUUCUGUUUCAAAAAUCUCCCGCAAUGGGAAAGAAUUGUUGUCUACCGCUUGGGAAAACUUAUUGGUGUCAAGGGUCCUGGUAAUGUAUUUCUAAUUCCUUGGCUAGAUUGCUCCACAAAGUUAGACUUACGUACUCAGGUUAUAUGUCAUCCUCUCAAACAGUUCCUCACAAAAGAUCAAGCCAUUGUUGAAGCAGCAUGUAGUGUUUUUUACAGAAUUGGUGACCCAGUUCGAUACAUUAGCAAUGUACAGGAUCCAGAACUCAAAGGGCUGAAAAUUCUUGCCAAUGCAAUUGUCAUGAAACGGCUAGAAGCCGCUGAGGCGAGAGAAUUUCAAGCUGCCAGGAAAGCUGUCAUAGAAGAACGCAUACUGAAAGAGCUCAACUCGAUCACUACACCAUGGGGAAUUGAAAUUAGUUCAGCACAUAUUGAGAAUUUCCAGAUCCUCAAAGAAGCCCAGCCAGUCAAUGCUUUCAUGAAUGUCAUGCAACAAAUGGGAAUUAACUUUGGUUCCGGGGAUGGAGCUACCGCCGGUCCAGUCAUCCCCCCAUCGGUUUCGGUGGCAGACGUCGGAAUGGUUAUUCAAAAUGAAUUGCGACCAAAAUCCAAAAACGCCGUCAAACUUAGACACAUAUUGGAUGAAGGUCCCGGCGUUUUAGAUAAUCCUGUCGUUAUCUGUUUCAAAAUUGGGAAUGAGGAUGUAAUUUACGCAGAUUUUACUCAAGGAAAAGGCCAAGUGUACGAAGGCAUAUUCUCGGGAGCUGUCGGCAUCACGCUGAGCCUUACUCAAGAACUUUUCGAUUCUCUGAUGGACGGUGCAUCACAGUCACAAUUUCUGCAGGCCUACCUUGAGGGACAAAUUACAAUUGAUGGAGACAUGCAAACUCUCAUGCAAUUGCAAAAAUUGCUACCAAAUAUGCAAAGUAGUUGAACAGCACACACAUUCUACAUUAGAUCAACCAAAUCUCACAAAUCUAGUCAGACAUACCUUGGUUUAUUUGAUGCGGAUUGUCCCUUCGAGGACGUGGGCUACUUGGCCCGUCAAUUCGACCCGCUGUUCCACAAUUUUCACGAUUAAAUCCCCUCCUCGUUUUGAACACUGUCUAGCUAUUUAUGUAAAGAUCUACUCAUUUGUUACAGUCAACUAAUAAAUAUUAGUAAGUGUCUUA